This is a messenger RNA of Australozyma saopauloensis, 1680 nucleotides long. RefSeq lists its product as uncharacterized. The transcript has a single exon. The coding region runs from base 1 to 1680 and encodes 559 amino acids. Lineage: Eukaryota; Fungi; Ascomycota; Pichiomycetes; Serinales; Metschnikowiaceae. The record is from RefSeq and is a predicted model, not a curated record.
AUGUCAAGACCCAUUUCCGUCGCCGCACGGUCAGUCUUCCGCGACACAUUCUCCAAUUCCUCCUCUCGUUCCAUUUCCAGGGCCCACACCCCACUUCCUGAUGGAGAAGAAAACGGCUCUCUAGAUGUCAAUUUUCUGUCCCUUGAAGAGCUUCUUCUGAAGAAACUCGAGUCGCUUCAAGCACUUUUGCUUCAGAGCGAACUCGAGGACACCGAAAACCGAGACUCAAUGGUGGCAAACUCGCAGGAUUACCGCCAGAGUCAUGCAGUUGCCAUGAACAAGAAUAGAAUCCAAUCUGACCAUACCACAAUCGUAGACAUCAUCAAUUCGUUGCAGCAUCCAAGAAGCGAGGUUUCUUCGCUGUCGCGUGAGAUGCUCUUGGCUCAAUUGUACAAGCUCAUUGUGACUAAACCUGUCUAUGUCAGUAACAGUGAGUCCACUGGUGUAGUUACUGAGGAAGAUGUGCUGGACUUGGUGAAAAUUUUGUCUGCAAGUGAUUAUAGAUCCAGCACGGAGUUCAUUUUGUUAUAUCGUUCAUGUAUUAGUUUGCUCGUUAGUGACUUGGAUGACUUUGGUGAGAUUGUCAGCACAGACUUCCUAGCUAGCAUUGAAACCUUAUUCACCGACUCGCAUAAUUCUUACAUCACCAAUGAAAACAAGGCCAAUGUCAUCACUGGAUACUGUGGCUUGUUGUUGGCACUCUAUGGUGACACUUCCGCAUUCGGUAUCGACGAUAAGGUCAAAUGGAUGAUGGAAUAUGCCAGUGGUUUUGUGCAAAGCGCUGUAACUUUGAAGACUCAAUUGAAAACCGGUGAUCGUGAGUACUCGACUCUCAUGCAUGAAAGUGACGACAAACUUCUUGUCAGCGAACAGGAGGCCAGUGCGCAGGCUGAGGCUGCUAUCGCUGUGGCUUCCCUUCAUGGUGUCGCUGUUUUGAUUACUUUGCUCCAAAAGGGCGACUACCUUAACGACUUAUUGACUCACAUAGCGACCGAGGUCAUUGAGAUCAUCGAUAAUGAUAUGAUUCCAGAGCUCUCCAAGGCCGCAGCAAAAGUUUUGGCAUUAUGUUAUGAGCUCUACACUUACGAGGAGAACUCUGAAGAUGACGAGGAUGACGAAGAAUUCAACUACAAUGCACCAGUCUAUGAACAGGAAUCUAUCUUGAAUAUCCUCAACAGACUUGCAAACGUGUCAUCCAAGAAAAUUGGAAAGAAGGAGAAAAACAAGAGCUCAACCUUCAAAGAAGUGGCUAACACUAUUCAAAACUACACCGAUGCUGAGAAGCGUACCGAGAUCUAUAAACGCACACAGACUGGUAUUGAACUUUUAGCAGGAUCUGUCAGCUCUACACAGAUUAAGUUGUCCAGAUCCAAGUUCUUACCUAUCAACAGUUGGUUCCUAUACUUUAGAUUGUUACACAUGAAAUGGCUCUUCGGCUUUGGCCUCCACGAUCAACUUGUCGGAAAUCCAAAUGUCAAGAGUCUUUUGAGAGAGCCAAGCACAGAGUAUCAGCUGAAAUACAGCCGAUCCGAUGCCUCUGAGUAUGACGGCACUAGUUACGGAAAUAAUGCCCGCAAAGAUACUGAUCGGUUCGUCGAUCCUGAGAAGAAGCGUGCUACUGAGAAGAAGAAGGCUAUUGAAAACAAGAUCAGCGAGAAGUUUGACCAAUUGGAGCUUUAG